AAUUUUGAAAAAUAAUUUUUAUUAGCAGUACCGUUUUAGUGCUCUGCAAAAAGUACAUUUUUUGUGCUGAAAAUUAUGGCAGCCAGGGAAAUAAUAAAAGAGGUUCCACAAUUGAUCAUGCAUACUUAUCCCUUAUGCAAGCAUACCGACAUGCCUGAAGAGAUGAAACAAGAAGCUAUGGAAUUAUGUGUAACAGCUGUGGAGAAAUAUGCUGAUAAUUAUGAACAUGCUGCACGAAUGAUCAAGGAUAGUCUGGAUAAAAAAUUCAGUCCGCCGUUUCAAGUGGUCGUAGGAGAAGCUUAUGCUUUUUCCAUAAUUUAUCAAGAAAAGUCAUUACUUUAUAUGUACACAGGCGGAAACAUAGCAGCUCUUAUAUGGAGAACAGUCUCCGGUUUCUGAUGGUCACUCAAAGAGCGUUUUUCUAAUAUCCUUUUUAAUUGUAAAAUUUCCAAUAAAUUUGUCCAUUCUAUUCUUA
This is a messenger RNA of Cephus cinctus (wheat stem sawfly), 475 nucleotides long. Its product is annotated as dynein light chain 4, axonemal-like. The record is from RefSeq and is a predicted model, not a curated record. NCBI's taxonomy places the organism in Eukaryota, Metazoa, Arthropoda, Insecta, Hymenoptera, Cephidae. Gene Ontology annotation, molecular function: dynein intermediate chain binding; dynein light intermediate chain binding. Gene Ontology annotation, cellular component: dynein complex. The transcript is spliced from 2 exons. Bases 76 to 399 code for a protein of 107 amino acids. Gene Ontology annotation, biological process: microtubule-based process.